Loxodonta africana (African savanna elephant) is the source of this 1358-nucleotide messenger RNA. Its product is annotated as melanoma-associated antigen B2-like. The transcript has 2 exons. Gene Ontology annotation, cellular component: nucleus. Gene Ontology annotation, biological process: negative regulation of transcription by RNA polymerase II. Bases 1 to 1209 code for a protein of 402 amino acids. The record is from RefSeq and is a predicted model, not a curated record. NCBI's taxonomy places the organism in Eukaryota, Metazoa, Chordata, Mammalia, Proboscidea, Elephantidae.
AUGCGCCGACUUCCAUCCAGGAAGUGCCGGGAAGGCGAGGCCUCUGGUCUGAGCGGGUUGAGACUUUCAUCAUCGGAGGAGGGUGGAGUCUCGGGACUGGUCAGGAGUCCAGCAUCACCUGCCCUCCUUCUACACUCCUGCCUGCUAUCCUUGAGCAGAGUCAUCAUGCCUCGUGGUCAUCAGAGUAAGCUCCGCUCCCGUGCGAAACGUCGCCAGGCCCAAGGUGACACCGGCAGUGUCAAGGGUGCUCAGGCCAGUGCAGCAGAAGAGGAAGGGUCCCCCUCCUCUUCCACUCCUCCUUCUGGGGGGCCUCCCCAGAGCUCCCAUGCUGCUCGCACUCCCCAGGGGUCUCGGAGGGCCCCAUCCAGCAGCACUCGUGCUGCAGGUGCUUCGGGCAGAAGAGCUCCUAGAGGGGCCGAGGGCCAAGAUGAGGGAUGUCCAAGUUCCUCUUCUACCCCAGACCCCAGUCAGAGGUCACGUAGAGACCCUCUAACCAAGAGGGUGGUCAUGUUGUCGCAGUUCCUGCUGUCCAAGUAUGAAAUGCAAGAACGCAUUACCAAGGGAAAAAUGAUGAAGAUCAUCAACAAAAGGUACAAGGAGCACUUCCCUGAGAUCCUGAGGAGAGCCUCUGCGUACAUCGAGCUGGCCUUUGGCCUUGACGUGAAGGAAGUCGAUUCCAAAGGUCAGUCCUAUACCGUUGUCAGCAAAUUGGAGAUCGCCGAGGAAGAGAAUCUGAGUGGUGGCAGGGGCUUUCCCAAGAAGGGGCUCCUGAUGCCUCUCCUGGCCAUGAUCUACACGAAUGGAAACCGUGCCAGCGAGGAGGAGAUGUGGGAAUUCCUGAAUAUGGUGGGGAUGUACGAUGGCAAGACGCACUUCCUCUUUGGGGAGCCCCGGAAGCUCAUCACCAAAGAUUUGGUGCAGGAAAAGUACCUGGAGUACCGGCAGGUGCCCAACAGUGAUCCUCCACGCUACCAAUUCCUGUGGGGUCCCAGAGCCCAAGCCGAAGCCAUCAAGACAAAAGUCCUGGAGUUUUUGGCCAAGGACAAGAAUACGUUUUCCAGUGUCUUCCAAGCCCUGUAUGGAGAAAGUUGGGGAGAUGAGGAAGAGAGAGCUGCAGGCAGAGAAUGGGCUGGGGCUGGUCCUCAUGCCAGGGCCAGGGCUAGUGUCAGGGCGAGUUCAGCAGGCCGUCCCAUCCGUGGUGAAGUCUGAUGCAGAUUCUUCACUUUGUUGUUGAAAAUGGUUGUUAACCUUCUAAGUAGUGGAGGCAGCAUGGGGCUGGAGGGAGCACAUGUAUGUCUUCUUGGAUUCCUGUUAUACUGGAGUAACUUGUAGAUUAAGCUUUUUUUUUUUUUUUUGUA